CUCCUUCCUUCCUUCUGCUUCUUGCUCCUCCGACGGCUCCUUCCUCCUCAAAUCGGCACAAAAUGGGUUUCGGUGACUUGAAAUCAGCCUCCGGGCUGAAAGUGCUGAACGGAUUCCUGUCGGAUCGCAGCUACAUCGAAGGGUACGUCCCGUCCCAGGCUGACGUGGCCGUGUUCGAGGCCAUCGGGGGGGCAGCGCCGGCGGCCGACCUGUGCCACGCCCUGCGCUGGUACAACCACAUCAAGUCGUACCAGAGCCAGAAGAACAGCCUACCAGGUGUGAAGAAGCCUCUGGGGCAGUACGGGCCCUCGAACAUCGCCGACACCACCACAGGCUCCGCCCCCGCCGCCGUCGCCAAGGACGACGACGAUGACAUCGACCUGUUUGGCUCCGACGAGGAGGAAGAUGCCGAGGCCGCCCGUCUGAAGGAGGAACGUUUGGCCGAGUACGCCGCCAAGAAGUCUAAAAAGCCCGCCCUCAUCGCCAAAUCUUCGAUCCUAUUGGACGUGAAGCCGUGGGACGACGAGACGGACAUGGCCAAGCUGGAGGAGUGUGUUCGUAGUAUUCAGAUGGAAGGACUCGUUUGGGGACAAUCCAAACUGGUGUGUGUAGUGUACUCGUGUGUGUGUGUGUGUGUGUGUGUGUGUGUGUGUGUGCAGGUGGGAACAGACCUCCUGGAGGAACAGAUCACAGCAUUCGAGGACUUCGUCCAGUCGAUGGACGUCGCUGCUUUCAACAAAAUCUGAACUCAAACUUAAUAAAGUCAAUAAAAGCACUUCAACACAAACACA
Molecule: messenger RNA, 791 nt
Organism: Perca flavescens (yellow perch)
Lineage: Eukaryota; Metazoa; Chordata; Actinopteri; Perciformes; Percidae
Gene: eef1b2
Product: eukaryotic translation elongation factor 1 beta 2
Exons: 7
Coding region: 63-746 (227 amino acids)
Biological process (GO): translational elongation
Cellular component (GO): eukaryotic translation elongation factor 1 complex; cytosol
Molecular function (GO): translation elongation factor activity; guanyl-nucleotide exchange factor activity
Source: RefSeq, a predicted model, not a curated record